GUCAAAGGCCAAUGGAUGUGCGGGGGCGGGGCUUCGCCGCUGUUCCGCACCCUCAGGCCUGUGGGCGUGGUCUGGGUGUCUACGCCAAUGAGAGUAUGGAGGCGGGGACUGAAUAGGAGCCGGAAACGGCGGCCGCCGAGGGGUCUCUGCCCGCCCGCCUUCAUGCUGCCCCUGCGCCUGCGCCGGCUGUGGCCCCACAACCCUCCCACUCGGUUCUUCGCAGCGGCCGCCCGGCAGCGGUUUGGGCCUCUCUCCACAGGUCUGGCCCCAGUAACUACUAUGAACUGUUGGGGGUGCAUCCUGGUGCCAGCGCUGAAGAAGUUAAACGAGCUUUCUUCUCCAAGUCCAAAGAGGAUAGGUCAUGGGAAGGGAGAUGAGGGGAGUCCUGCCCCACCCCAGCUGCACCCUGACCGGGACCCCAGGAACCCAGCCCUGCACAGCCGCUUUGUGGAGCUGAGUGAAGCCUACCAAGUGCUGAGCCAUGAGCAGAGCCGCCGCAGCUAUGACCACCAGCUCCGCUCGGCAGCUUCCCCAAAGUGUCCAGGAACCACAGCCCAUCCCAGGUCUGCUCAAGAGGCACACAGCAGCUCCUGGGCACCCCCCAAUGCAAAAUACUGGGCCCAGUUUCAUGAAGUGAGGCCUCAGGGACCAGAGUCAAGGCAGCAGCAGCACAAGCACAACCGGCGGGUGCUGGGGUACUGCCUCCUGAUCAUGCUGGCAGGCAUGGGCCUGCACUAUGUUGCCUUCAGGAAGCUGGAGCAGAUGCAUCGUAGCUUCAUGGAUGAAAAGGAUCGGAUCAUCACAGCCAUCUACAAUGACACUCGGGCCCGGGCCAGGGCCAAGAGAGCCAGGCUCCAGGAGGAGCAACGGCUGGGGCCGCAGCUGCAGCCACCACCCGGGCCUCCUCAAGGCCCCGGGAUCGUGCCCCCCGGCCCCAGCCCCUGAGCGGUUCACCUUGGAGAGCACACCUUGGAUGGGGCCUGCGGUGUGCUCCCUUCUGGGACACCCCACUCCCCAAAACGCGUGCAAUAAAGUGAUUCUCAGA
Messenger RNA from Orcinus orca (killer whale), 1045 nucleotides. It is a transcript of the gene DNAJC4, whose product is annotated as DnaJ heat shock protein family (Hsp40) member C4. The record is from RefSeq and is a predicted model, not a curated record. The transcript has 7 exons. NCBI's taxonomy places the organism in Eukaryota, Metazoa, Chordata, Mammalia, Artiodactyla, Delphinidae. The coding region runs from base 16 to 945 and encodes 309 amino acids.